GCCUUCCCACUUCUAUGCUCUUCAUCACUGCAGCGCGAGCACGGCCAUUUUACAAGCCGAUUGUGCGAGUGAAGAAGACACACUCCUCAACGGUGUUUAUCGGCAGUUCUUGACAACCGUGUGUUUUUAAUCGUAAAUAUCAUUUUCUUAACCCCUUUCAAGUCAGCAAUAGCGUGAUAAUGUCUCGUGACCGGUCCCGUAACCGCGGAGGAGGAUUCCAGCAACGAGGCCGCGGAGGAAUAAUGGGAAUGCGUGGUGGAAUGGGAAACCCAUACUUUCGGAAUCAAAACCAGCCACCUUUUCAAAACCGUGGAGGCCAUGUGGGUGGUGGAUUUAAGGCAAACCAGGGGAACCAACCCAAUCCAGCAGCUAACGUUACGCCUCAGAAACCGCAAGAAUCCGUUCAGAAUAAGCCUGCCAUUCUGUCGCCCCCAGCCCAGGGCCCAACGUCGGCCCAGCAAGCUAACAACAAUAAAACCCCGUCGACACCCCAGCCUGCCAUUCCCGCUAACGUUGCGCCGAAGAUUCAGUCUCCACCGCCUCAGAAUAACGCUAUCGUAAAGAGCCCGGACCUCGGUUCUCCACAGAACCCGCCUAAACAAAACACGCCUCGAGGAGGGAUGGGGAAUGGCCAGAAACAGCAUGUUCAGCCUGCGAAGAAAGCUCCAGAGAUGAAGCCACAACAAAAUACGAAAAACGAGGAUCUGUCUCAUUCUCAGGAGUUGAAGGCGACGUUAUCUUUGCUUCGCAAACCUGGGGAGAAAACCUAUACUCAACGUUGCAGAUUGUUCAUUGGCAACCUGCCAAACGACAUCACCGAUGUUGAAUUCAGGAGGUUGUUUGCCAAAUUUGGAGACCCCAGUGAGGUCUUCAUCAAUCAAAGCAAAGGUUUCGGCUUCAUAAGACUGGAAUCUCGUGCCGUGGCUGAGAUUGCGAAAGCAGAGCUGGAUGAUACUCCAAUGAAAGGCAGACCACUCAGAGUUCGCUUUGCCACUCACUCUGCUGCACUGUCUGUGCGUAACUUAUCCCCCUUUGUCUCGAAUGAGCUGCUGGAUGAGGCCUUCUCUCAGUUUGGAGUAGUGGAAAGAGCUAUAGUUAUUGUAGAUGAUCGUGGCCGCUCAACAGGGAAAGGCAUUGUCGAGUUCUCUUCCAAACCCGCAGCUCGGAAGGCAAUGGAUCGUGUUAAUGAUGGGGUGUUCCUUCUCACAGCGGCGCCCCGUCCAGUUGUUGUUGAAUUAUUAGAGCAAUUUGAUGAAGAAGAUGGUUUGCCAGAGAAGCUUGCGCAGAAGAACCCCACUUAUCAAAAGGAACGGGAGCAGCCUCCACGAUUUGCCCGUCCUGGCACAUUUGAGUUUGAAUACUCUCAGCGCUGGAAGUCCCUCGAUGAGAUGGAGAAACAACAGAGGCAGCAGGUAGAGAAGAACAUCCGUGAAGCCCGUGAGAAGCUGGAAGCAGAGAUGGAAGAUGCCUACCAUGAGCAUCAGGCAAACAUGCUCAGACAAGACCUCCUUAGACGUCAAGAGGAGCUCAGACGUAUGGAAGAGAUUCAUAGUCAAGAGAUGCAGAAACGUAAGGAAAUGCAGCUGAGACAAGAGGAGGAGCGCCGCAGAAGAGAGGAGGAGAUGAUGCGUCAGAGGGAGAUCGAGGAACAGAUGAGACGCAAACGCGAGGAGACUUACAGAAUGGGUGGCUACAUGGAGAAUAGGGAAAGGGAGAUGAGGAUGAAUACUGGUGGAGGCAUGGGAUUGGCUGAUAUGUCAUAUGGAUCCCCUAACCAGAAGUUCCAGUUGGCUGGAAUGAACUUUGAUGCACACCAAGGGUUGGGGGGAGCAGCAGCAGGGGGCAUGGCGUCCAACGAAAUGCGCAAUGAUCGUUUCCCACAAGGGGGUCCAAGGGGCAUGGGUGCUGGAAACCCAGGAUAUGGCAGGGUCCGUGAGGAAUUUGAUGGGCCUGCCAAGAAGCCACGCUUCUGAUCUGGCACUUUAAAGCAGAUUUUGUGUGUGGAACUCCAGAGGCAUUUCUGGUCUCAGAAUUGAUGUAUUUAAGUUUCAAGAAUUUUCUUGCAAUUUUAGCCUGAAGACUCCUGAAGACCCUUUUUUCUUUGCAUUUUUAUUUUAUAUUCUUAAUAGGUUUAAUAAAACGGCUCAAAUCAGCACUAGUUUAGUGCUACCAAUAUGUAACUUCCCUUCCUACUAGUCUAUACCUUGUCAUCAUGUUAUUUGUGUUAUACUGGUGAAUAUUGUGAGUUGUUCUGAUCUUUCUAUGGCUGUGUUCUUUGCCAUUCACAUUUAAACUAAUACAUGUACAUUUUCAAUAAAGAGUACAGUUGGUUUUCCCAAACCCCAUUCAGUUGUUGUUGGCACAGUUUUAAUUUAAAAAAGUCUGAGGUGUAACUGACACACUGGAGAUUUACCUGGCUAGUAACUUUUUUUAUUCUCCAUGGUUUUGAUUUAAUUUAAGCAUAACGCGACAGAUAAAAGUGCACAAUUAGGACCCCAUAAAAAUAAUUAAAAAAUCAUUUAAUUGGUCAUUUCAUGUUUUCAGUUUUUUACUCUACAGUAGUAGUAUUUUUGCCGGCUUAAAAAAUAAUGUAAUAUAGUAAUUUUAUAGUUCAAGGAAAAUUCCUUUAUACUAUAGUAUUUACAUUAAUAUUAAAAAAUACUAAAGUAUACUACAAUAUUUGCUACAGUUGAUCAAUUUACUCAAGUUGAAACUACAGAAUAAUAUGGUAAGGUACUAUAGUUGCAUUAUUUUAAGUUUCCCGGAUCUUUGACUUUCAGUGUGUGUUCACUAGCAUUCUUCAUUUGAGAAAAGCUAUUAAUGUAAACUCUCAGAGCAGCUUUAAAGAUCACGUCUCCAUAAAGUGAGAUGUAGUACAUGAAACCAUGUCUCUCAUUUUCUUAGACAAGCAGCACAAACUGAUUGCAUAUUUAAACGGCAUCUAUAGCACAGUCCGUAUUUGAUAAGCUGUUAAGUGCAAAUUUUGAUCAAGUUGUAGUAAGUCAAAUUCCAAGCCAUUCUGAGCUAUACAUUAAAUUCUGUCUGGAUUUCGCAAUUCAGUAUGUUUUUUUGCAAGUGGGUUUUUUUACACUUGCCUUCGGCUCCCACCUUUCAUUGAUGUUGAACACUUCCACCUUAAACAUUUUGGUCUACAAUGAUCAAUCAGUUACUGUGCUUACAUUAAAAAAAGCAUUCAUCAAGUCUGUUUAUUAUGAACUUGCCAUUCCAAGUUGCAGUUGGGAAACAUUAAAGUUUUUACGUGUCUAGUUAAAUUUUUCAGGUAUUGACAGUCUAAAGAAAAUAAUGUUUAAAGUUUUUUUUUCUUUUUUUUUUUCAUUUAGAUGUUCUGUAUGGUUACAUUAACUAUUUGAUAUAUUAAUAUUCCUGCAAGCAGUUUGUAUUUCAAUUGUUCUAUAGAAAAAAACCUCAAGGUUUGGAUCUUCAAUCUCUUGCACUUGGAACAGAAGCAGUCAUUGAUCCUUAAACAUUUCAUUCACAGAAGCUACAGGUGGAUUGAAAGCUUUGAAUAAAAGAUUUCAACGACCUAAGUCCUUUCAAUAAAUUGUCCUGGUUUAAGUUAUCAAAGUCUGACUCAAAUAUAUUAGGAUUCAGAUCUGUAAUGCAUUUUCUGCUGGAUCUGGCAUCACAUACCUCUAGAAACAUUUGCCUGCAUGUUAUAUGCAACGUUAUAAUUUUGUUUCUUAAAGCAACCUUAUAGAUUUGGUUGCAUGUUUUUGUAUGUACUGAAGAUAAAAUCAAAUUGUUUGUCAACCGCAAGAAGGGAGGGAGUGGGUUGGAUUGAGCAACUGUGAUCCGUCAAAGCCCCAUUCUGGCUGACUAAAUAUCAGAUAAAAAGUGAAGAAAUACGAUUUUUAUUGCAGUAGUAAUUAAGACAAGCUCUCUUGAGAUCAGCGAGUGAUGCCUUCGCUGCACAACUCUUUGGAUUGUUUUCUGUAAAUUGAGUCAAGUAUGUUUAUGGAAUCUUAACGGGAUACCUUAACCAAAAAUGAACAUUGUCAUUUUCUUACCUCCUAUUUGUUCCAAAUCUGUAUAUUUCUUUGUUCUGAUCAACACAGAGAAGGGUUUUUUGAAGAAUGUUUAUAAUCAGAAAUAUUUUGCCCCCCAUUGACUACUAAAGUACAUACUUAGAAACGAAUGUAUGGGAUAAUUCAAUGUAAGUCGCUUUGUAUAAAAGCGUCUGCCAAAUAAUUAAAUGUAAAUAGGUAAAAUUACAAUGGUAGUCAAAAGUGCCCCAGUAAUGUUUGUUGUCCUACAUUCUUCAAAAUGUAUUUUUUGUUCAGCAGAACAAAUAAAGUAAUUUUACUACUAUGGGAGUCAAUGGGGAGCAAAAUCUGUCUGGUUAGAAGUAUUCUUCCGAAUAUCUUUCAGUGUUCAUUAGAAAAAAGAAAUGUAUAAAGAUUCGGUCAACUCGAAGGAGAGUAAAUGAUGACAGAAUUUCUGUGAUACCUAUAUUUAACUCAAAAUUCACAUGCAGAGGAAACACUGUCAUUUUACACUCUUCUUGAAUUGCGCUCUACUCAUCCACAAUAUUACUUCUCAUCGUCUUAAACUCAAAAAUGUUAAAAUGGACAAAGCCCUGUGAGUCUAAAGGUUGCUUUGAAGAGCAUAAUUUCCAACGCUUUCCAUGUAGUCUUUCUGUCUUAACAACUUUGACAAUUUAAUCAAAUAAGAAGUUAUGAGAAUUUAGUCUAUAAAAUAGGAGUGCAUGGUAAUAAAAGUUGAGCAAUUUUUUUUGCACAUAGUUAAUUUCAUGCAUUCUAAUAAUUUACAAAUUAACAAUUUAUGUCCGCAUAAAUAUUGAUCCAAUGGCGUCAAUGUAUGAAAUGUUUUCAAAAAUGUAUGUUUUCAUACUACCAUUAUGACCAUCACCUUAAUUGUAAUCUUAAUGUGAUAGUGUGCUUGAAUCGACUUUAUUUGUAGUGAAGUGAUUUAAAUCCCAUGGCAAAUGUGGUCAGGUCAGUAAUAACAUGAAGAAAAGGUAACUACACUUUUGUUGUUUUACACAUGCAUUGUGGAAAACUGUUUUGUCUGUUGUGUUAGUUUUCUAUACUUUUUCCCUUAACAGGUUUGUUCGUGACUAUCUUCGGGUUUGGAUUUUAGCAAUUUAUCUACUAAAAGUAUCAUCUUCAGAUGCCCAUGGACUGUUCGCCAGUGGUUUAAGACAUAAUGUGCACAAGAAUGGCAGUUUCCUAGAGCCCCUCAAGCACGGGUUUAAUAGGCUGGCCUUUUUGUAGCGUUUUCACAAGGUAGCUAGAUCGUAUUUUAUUGUAAAAUGUGGAAACAAAUCCAUACUCAAGCUUCUUCUCUAACCCUACCUAACUGUCACUGGCACAAAGGCGAAUUUAAGUCUUGAGCCUAUAUUUGAGCAUAAAAGUUGAUAAUGUGCUGUCUUGUCAACUCUUCCCUAGAGUGGCACUGUAUGAAGAUGUGAAGUGUCAAAAUAAAUGCCCAUAUUACAAUGUAUCUUUGUGAAAGUAGUCUAAUGUGAACGUAAACAGUUGGCAAAAACGCACUUGUUACAGUAAACUACUAGGGAUGCACCGAAAUGAAAAAAUUUUGGGCGAAGCCGAAUAAAAAUUAAACACUUGGCCGAACACAGAAUGUGGCUUUUCGUAUUCUAUUUAUUUAGCCAAUUUAUCCACUAUUGCAGUGUUUCUCAACCGGGGAUACGUGGACCCCUAGUGGUCUGUGGUGUUAUUGCAGGGGGUCUGUAGAACCUUUUAAAAGGUUUAGAGUUAUUUAUUGUCUUGCAUUCAGGGUUUUACAUUAACACCCACCAGACGCAGAUAAAAAUCAACAGAGAUUGUUAUUGCGGUCUAAUUAAUUACAAAAUUGACUGGUUGACUUGUGUUCAUAAAUUAUGUUCACUCACUCUGCAGGGAGGGUUCAUGUAAACCAAAUCAUAUAGCCUAUGCAGCUUCCGCGCAUAUCUGACUCCAACAAACCUUUCAGAGAGAGUCGAAUGAUCUGUUUGCUUUUGAUUUGCCCUUGCAGUAGCCUACUUGGUCACUUUGAUGUCAUAUGACAGGUGGUUCUUCCCACCGCCACGGCAUAAAUACAUUGAAGCACCAGGCAUUAUCUUACUUCAGCUCUUAAUAAUAAACCCUAUAGCAUCCGUUACACCUCAUCAGUUCAACAAGCGGAUCAAUCAGAAGUUUGAGAAAGUGUUCAUGUGCUAUCAUUGUUAGAUCACACGUCUGUUUCCGACACCGGACCUAAUUUAGUAGAAAUAUGUUGUUCUACUGGGGUAGAAAAUGGGAUGAGCUGUGAGCGCAGGGGUUGUGGGGUCCAUGAGGAUGGUUUGAGAUAUGAUGGGGUCCAGUACUCAAUAAAGGUUGAGAACCACUGCACUAUUGUAACACGGAAUGGUCAUUGGAUUCUUAUAGGCUACAUGGCUAAAUUAUUAAAAAAAAAAAACAUCCUUGCAAAGAAAACUGACUGACAACCAUUUCAGCUCACGCCUCUCUGCUCCGAACACCACCGUGUUGCGAGCGGCAGGGCUACUGUCAGACAGCCCGCUCCAGUCUGAAGUACACAAGUUACCGACCGGUAAAGACACUUUCAUUCAGAAAUUUACUCUGGCACUCCAGUUCCGUGCUGUGUAUUUCUCUUGACACUUAAAAAUGAUCCAGGGACUGUCAACACGUUUGCGGCAUUAAUAAAGCGUGCGUGUCGCUCUCUCUCUAUGCGAUGGUUGCUGCUUGAUCAUAUCACAGGACCACAAACUUUUUUUUUCUAUUUGUGGUUGCUGAACAUUCGGUGCAUCCCUUUAUCCUACAUCCGUGCCAUGGCUCUAUAAAACAAAAAAGUUUAUUAUGCUGCUUUGUUCAUCAAGAAAAUUGUAUAUCUUGGAUAAAAUUAUUAAGGUUAAUAAACUAUCCUCCUUUUUGGGAUAUGUGUUUAGAAGGGCAAAAUUGAAUUAAUAAAUUUUUGAAAAAUCAAUAAUCGUAUGGUUUUUGACAAAACCCUUUUUUGGCACUGGUAGGUUGCGGAUUAGUUUUUCUUGCAUGUCAGUAAGUAAUUUGUUUAUGCUAGUAUUAUUUGUAUUGCAUGAUUACUAUACGCAAUGUAAUUUAUAAAAUGAAGCAUGAAACUAUUCUAUAACCAUCGAUUAAGUUGCAGGCUAACAUUCUCCGAAGGUGCCAGGUAUUCACAUCAAAGAAGCUCAAGAAAUCUCUGACCUACAUUUGUUGUUAUGUCUGGUGGGUACAUUGGGACUCAAUCAACCAUACUAUCUAUCCCCUCUUUGUGUCUACCCGGUUCUGUGUGAUUUCAUCUUUACUGAAAGUUGCCUAGGGAACUAUGUAUUUCAUCUGACAGCAUCUGGCCAAUCCAAGAUAAACCCAUUUGUAUUAUGGAGCCGUCUAAUCAUAUGAUCGCGAUGUAUUUGACAGAACAGACUCCACUUCUUGUUUGAGUGGGUGUUUGCUCUUCAGUUUCAGCUCUGAGAGAGCCUGUGUAUCCUUCAUGGACCUGUGCUUUUUCUGUUGUUGCUAUGGGUGAAGGAGUGGAAUUGCACUGAAGAAAUAGCCAAAUACCUUUUGGUGGUUACGCUGGGGCAUGUCACUGUUACAAAACACAUUCCUAUUACCUGACUACACCUUGCUCACAUUUCUUAUCCAGGAGUCCCAUGUUUUUCUUUAUUUUUUUGUAUUGAAUGAUUGGUGGCUUUUACAAGAACAAUCUUCUAAUUUUAAACGAAAGGUUGUUUCAAGUGUGUCCAAUACUGAUCUCAUUUAUAUGAACUUCGCCUGAUUUUUGCUUACUGAGAGUUUUAGCAGCCCCUUCUCAGAACUUCUGAUAUUAACACCAAUGAAAUUUCCCUGAUUUUCCAGCAGGCCCUCGGUUAUGUUCUGUCCUUACAUUCUGGAAAAGUGGCCGAUGCUUGAAUAUAAGAGUCAUGAUUUAGGCAGAAACUUUCGAUUAGAUACCCUUCAGAUUGCAUAAUUAUUAAAAAUUUUGCAGAAGCAUGUAUAUUUAAAACAAAAUCAAUGUUAAUUGUUUUUUUAAAAGCGCUCACAAAACAAAACUGUUUUUGCCUUCAGACCAUCCAAAGUAUAGGUGGCAUUGUUAGUAAAGGUUUUUUUUAGCUGAAAGUAUGAUCUUCAUUUAGAAAAUCCAUGCCCUCAUCUGGUUCAAGCAGUACUUAAGUAAUUCUUUCUGAUGAUAAACUGAAGUUCUAUAAAGCAAAAUGUUGCAUCUGCUCAAUAAUUUUCACAGUAAUUACAUCUUUUGUGCAUUUUAAACUUUUGAAGAAGUUACGGUCACUUCACUGUUCCCUACUCACUAGGGGCAGAGCCCCUAAAGAGAAAACCCCAGAGGAUCUACCUAUAUUGUAUUUCUGCACAAAAAAAAAUGGCGCACAAAGUUCAGCAUACUGUUUUAAAACGACAAGUUCUUCUAUAUCAAACAGAAUUGCAAGAAAGUAUAUGGUGUUUUAGGAAGCAUUUCAUAUUUUGUAGUGUUAAAUGGAUACUCUGCCCCGAAAUGAAAAUUCUGCCAUGAAAUACGCUAAAGUCAUAUGAUAACCCAAAGACAUUCGUUCAUAUUUGGAACACAAAUUAAGAGCUUUCUGACUCUCACCCAUAGACGUCAACAUAACUGACAUUCAAAGCCCAGAAAGUGACUAAAGACAUUCCCUGCGUUCCAAUCAGCUUACUAUCCUAAUAAUAGUACUACGCCCUAAUAGUAUUCAAAAGUAGAAUAAAUAUGUCCCAAAUCGUAGUAUGUAGUACUCCAAAGAUUCCUGGAUGAUAUACUACUUCCUGUAGAAAUUCGAAGUGUGGGACUAUGCACAAUCUUUUCCAGGCAACAGCUUCGCUUCCUGUUAGUAUGUCCCAGUGCGACAUACAAAAGAGCCAUUCAUUCUCUUUUGCCAUGCAGUCAAAGGUACAUAUAAUAAGUAGGCGAAUUGGAACGCAGGGAUUGACUAUGCUUACAUGCUCACCAAUAAUGUGAUUAUUUCCAAUAUGAAGAGUAAGGACUUAAUUGCAGUAACAUUACAUGAGAACACCUCUUUGCUCCCGUUUACAUGGAAGUUUUAUUAGUCAGAUUAUUUGCUACUAUACACAGCACAAUGAUGAUCUUAGAUAUAGUUGGGUGUGUGUUGGGGUACUGGCUAUCGUUUUAUCCUGUCAAAUGCAAAAUAGCGAUAUUUGGACCUAUUUUAUUGUUAUUUGGCGCUUUGAUGAAUAUAGACAUAUGAUGUAAAAUGUCUCUGCAGCGGUGCCUGACAGAUGCACAUGCAUAGAGAAGCGUAAAUGCAAUUGUUUCAUGCCUUCAUAUUGCGAAUAAAACUGGAGUACGCCACAUAUGUUACUUUGGUAAUGUUACUUGAUUAUGAGCUUAAUCACAUUAUUUAAAUUGAAUGAUUGCAUGUACAUGAGGUACAGCAUAAUCCCAGAAUUGCCAAAAUCCUAUUAUAAUCGCAUUAUGAGAGUGCAUGUAAACAUCAGGGUGUCCGCGGGUCCUUAAAUAGCAUUAAAAUGUCUUAAAUCCGCGUUUCAAAGGUCUUAAAAAUCCAAUCAGACCUACACCAUAAAAAAAAAUGUAUUUUCGUUUUAAAAUCAUGUCAUUAUUAGGCUACGUCUAUUUAAAAAAAAAAAAAUAGGCGGAACCGCAACUAACACAUUAGUUCGCGGGGUUAUUUGCUAGGCGCGUGGACUGGAUAUUAGCAAUUUCUCGCUUUAACCAUGGGGAAGUGUAAAUAUAAUGAAAACUGGUUACAUAACCAUAAUUUUGCGCCGUGGUUAAGACCAGUUUGUGGCAGUGCUUUCGAUGUCAGGUGUAUAUUCUGCAAGAAAGUUUUAAAACUCUGAACAAUGGGAAUCAAAGCUUUGGAAACGCACAUGCAGUGCGAAAAACACAAAGCGGCUGCGGAAACCUGUCGGAGAACACCAGAUAUUUCUCAGUUUUGUUCCGCUAGUAAAACAGCAGUAAAUAUUCACUAAUAAAUUUUACUUCCUUUCCUUUAAAUUCGCUUGCAAUAAAAUUAUCUUCGUUUGAAUUUAUGGAAAGAAUCCUCUUUUCCUACCUAAAACCCUUGUAGCUAGAUCCCCAUCAACAUAAGCCAGAAAGGAAGAAAAAAUAAAUUGACUUCAAAUAUCAAGGACACAGAAUCUUCAGACUUGGUAAGUGCAAUACGCCAUAAUUACCUAUCAGUGUACCAAGUCUAAAGCAAAGUAUUGUCAUUGUUGUUUAUCUCUACAUUUGCUGUACAUUUUACUAGAUAUUUGUGAUCUGGCAGAGUACAGAAAGAAGUUGCAUCAGCACAGAAAUUUCAAAUGAGCCUUAGGCCACAUUUAAGGUAUAAUAAAAAAAAAAAUUAUUUAGUUUUAAUUUUUUUUAAUAGCCACGUACUGUUAAACUUUAUAAAUUGUUUUUUCGUGAAGCCAUAACAUUUUUACAGAAAUAUUAGUCAUUAAAGAUUAUGAUGGUAUUGCUCAAACAAGAGUAUGAGUAUGCCGUGACCCAUAAGGCCAUAUGUGACCCUGGACAACUUAAAAAUACUCAUCAAGUUGUUAAUCAGAGACGUUGUAGCUGACCGCUAUGAAGAAACAGGUUGGUUUAAAACUCUCUGUUGGCUUACCGUUGUUAUGAUGUUGUGGAGAGAAGAUAAACACAGAGGAAUUCUAAGCUGUACAAAGAGACACACCUUGAGUGGAUAAUCCCAAAAGAGGGCAGAAUUGAGCAAAGUUUGCAGGCGUGUUUCCUGCCAUUUUUACUCUCAAAAAGUUUUGAUACAUUUACGGUUAGAAACGGAACAAAACCUUUACUUAAUAUUCUCAUUAUUUUUGCCAUAAAAGAAAAUUUUAUAAUUUUGACCCAAAAAAUGUUUUCUUGCUGUUGGCACGAAUAUUCCUGUGCUACAUAAACCCCAUUCACACAGCCCGCUGAUUCCGGAAAAUUGCCAGACUACUUUCUGUGGGAACGCAAACUCAUCCCGGAUAGAUCGAAGAAUGAUUCCGGUGAGGGGACCUAGUAACAUUAACGGGAUCUGCCCCAGAAAGCCCCCUGUGUGAACGAUAGGCAGGAGCAAUGCCGUAAGGGGUGUGUCGUAGUGCUGACGCACGCGUCGUUACAGUGAUGUAACUAUCAUGCGACUGUUUGAGCGGAGGGUUUAAAAACCAGAACGCGCACUUCGACAUAAAAAGUUUGCAUAUCAACAUCUAACGUCCGAUCAGCUGCCAUGUUGUUCAACACAAUGUAAACACUUCCGCUGUUGUAGCGCGUCACUACCGCUUUCUUUUCUGACGUGCAUAUUAUAUGUCACGUCAAAAUCGUGUCACCUGUUUUUACGGAAUGAAUAUGAACGCACGCACAGAUUCCAGAAGUCACGGGCAGUGUGAAUGAACAAAAUCAUAUGGCAAAUUACGGAACUCAUUUUCCGUGUGUUUUGGAGGAUCUCUGUGUGAAAAGGGCUAUAGGCUGCUUUUGUGGUUCAGAGUCACAUAUAUAGUCACCGAUAUUUCAUCUUUAAUUUUAUCUUGCAGCUACGAACUGGAAAUAUGAACUUACUCUAUUUAUCAGGGUUUUUCCUGCCUGAGAAUUUGGAGGCGGUUGUCUCCAUUAAAUUUCGUGCCACCUCCGACUGUCAACAAAUGAUGUCAGUCAGGUGUAGGUGUCAUAACGGAAGACACUAAUAAACAAGUGAUCUCUGUGGCUUAUUUAUUUAUGACUGCAGUAGCAGCAUUGUUACUAUGGUGGCGCUGUUUAGUUAUCAGCACUGAGGGCCUGAUAAAACCUUGGGAGAAAAGUGAUGUUUUCAACAAAUGUAUUGACCUUUAUCAGCUUUAUUUUGUGGUUGUUUUGGUUAAUAUCGUUUAUUAUCACAUCUAAGUAUGUUAAUUUUAUUUAAAGGUUUCCAAAAUUAACUUGACAUCCAAUUUGUGUAAUGUUUUCAGCUGUGAUGUAACUGUAUGGGUCACUGAUUAUACUUUACACACCGUGAGGAGAUCAUUCAUAAAUGCAGAUGAAACUGAUCGAUUCGUCAAUUUUGCUCAGAAAAAGCUGAUGCGCAGAACUAGUGACCUUCUGAACAGCCUCUUACCACUCUCUCAUUGUGUCAGUAGUAUCAACACACAACAUUAUCAGUACUAUUCCCAACAGAGGAUUGAUUUAAACAAAUAGUUUUUCAUGUAAGGGAUUCCUUUAUUUGGUUAUUAAGUAUAAUUAUAUAGCCAUGUAAUUUCAGAUUAAUGCACUAGUGUGCAGUAGUCAGGAUUGCAAGACCGCCGCCUAAUUUUGAGCCAGGAAAAACCCUGUUUAUUGUUUGUAAAAUUUGUCCGUGCCCUCAUAUUAGAAAUUACCUUUAUUUUUAGAGAGCACCUUUUUUGUGCUCAUAGAUGACACCGCUUUAAACUUUAGAUUUCUGUACAUUGGGACCUUGAAUUUAGUACUUUAUAUAGGGUGAUCAGAUCAGAUACUUGAUGGCGAGGUGUGUUUUGCCCUUGUCAGAAAUGAUUUGAAAUAUGCCUUUUUCGCAUUUUAGCGAACAUGGCAAGAGCUUGUCUCUGUGUCUGUAUUGUGUAUUUGAGCGAAUGGUAGUAGUUAAGCAUUAGGGGCCAGUGUCCAGCUCAACCACUACUCCACAUUUGAGACUCCAGCAGUUGGUUACAUUGAGGAUGAGUAGUUCUGCAGAUCAGUGGACUUGUUUGCAUCAAGGAGGUAUGCUUGCAUAUCACCAGAAAAGGUAAGUGACCUCGUCUUUUGUUCCAUGAAAUAAACCAAAUACUACCUUCUCUUUUAUCAAUCACCCUUUGUGUUGGAAUUUAACUGGGGUUCUGGCAUCACACCUUCGAAAAUGCAUUCACAGUGCAGAAUAUGUUUCUUUUGCUGUUCAUUGCAAAGACACUCUAUUUGAAAUGUGUGUGAUACUUUGGCUUCGGGUGUCUGUGUCUAUCAAAGUCUGUUUACAGAAGUGGUGCCACUCGGCGGCCAUGUUUGCAUUGUCUCCGGGCAUCUAUUUCAGUCAAAGCAAGACAACAGCUCUAUCGGCUUGAUGUAUCUUCAUCUACUUAAAUGGGGAACAACAGAUCAUUUCAAAAUAGCUGGCAAUAAUUAAAUGGUCUAUUUCCAACCAAGUAUUAAACCUGACAUCAACUGUACAUAGCUAUUGUUCCCGAGGCUUAAAUUUAUCUGAAAAAAACUUUUCAAGGUUGCUUCAGGUACUUCAUGCACACAGGGUUGGCCAAAACCCUAGAGAAUCGUCAGUCUUUAUUGAUUGGCUCUUUUUACUGGAAGGGGGACUUAUUUUUUGCUAUGGCGGCCAUACUGAGUGUUGCAAUCACUCUCCAUUUAUAGGAAUGGCACCUUGUUAAUGUCUAUUAUGUGUGAUAUCUACAACUUCUCUACAAGGUCUCUCACAGAGCAGCUUUAUUUGGGGACAAUAAGGAAAGAAAUGUAUGCCCUAUGACUGGGGGUGGCAGCAUUUUAGUGGGAUUGACAUAUGAGGGGAAAUAAUAUCAAAUUUAGCUUAUCUUGUUGUUCACUUUUGUGAUGUUGCUCAGUUUUUACACUUACAAUGAUGUGCAUAUAGCAACAUGUUUUUGCAUUUUUCUUAAGGCCAGACUAUGUGAGACAAUACUAGGGAGGACAGACCACUUGAUCAGAAAUUAGAGAAAUUAGAAUGUGUAACCUGCUCAAUUUUCUACAUUUAGAUGUAGGAAUCACUUUUUAAAUAAUUUAUUUUUACACAAUUUUCACUUUAUUCAAAUGAUAUCAAGAGCUUAUGGUAAAAUGUACAACACCCUUUGUUUACUUAAGUUUUUUAAGUAUUUUUGUACUUGUAUGGUUAAAGGGAUUGUUCAACAUUCUGUCAUCAUUUACUGAGCCUCAGGUUCUUUCAAACCUGUAUAAAUGUAUAAAAGGAAGAUAUUUUGGAGAAUGUCAGUGACCAAACAUAUCUUAUCCCUGUCAAUGGAGGAUGAGAUCUGUUUGGUUAUUGAUAUUCUUUCAAAUAUCUUCCUUUGUGUUUAGCAGAUCAAAUAAAUGUAUACAGGUUUUGGAACAAUCUGAGGGUGAGUAAAUGAUGACUUUUCAUGUUCGAGUGAACUAUCCCGUCUGCUUUCUGUGGGCUGAAUCUACAACCUUUCACCGCUAAUGCAAUGCUCUACCGGUUCUGUAAAUAGUGUAAAUGCUUAUUGGACACUAUUGACUCCUUCACGUUUAUUGUGGUCCAAAAGAAUUUACGGUUAUGAAAUUAUCACAAUAUCUAUUUAAAGGUGCAAUGUCAAGGUUUUAGCGGCAUCUAGCAGUUAGGUUGCGAAUUGCAACCACUCACCCUCUCUUCGGAACAACUACGGAGGGUGACACUGGCAAAUCAGCGAAAACCUGACAUGUUUGUCCUAAGGAGAUAACAUUUACGAAAUGCACUCUGUGAAGCAGUGUGUACCUUAAGGGCUAUUAAAGAUUUAUGGCGAGUUCAAUGUAAGGCAAUCCGCAGUGUAUGUAGUUAAAUAGCUUAUUCUGAGAUAAUUAAUACAUGUAUGUUAUAAAAUAUAACAAUUAAUGCUUUCAGGCAAGUUCAACAAAUCACACUUAACUUAACUGUAGCCAUUAGAGAGCAAGUUUGAAACCAGAGUGGCUGAUGAGGCAAAACUGGACGGGCGGUGAAUUAUUCACAAUAUUAUCAUUAGUAAAAUGAAAAUAAUAAUCAUGUUUUUUAAUAUCGCAGUUAUUGUCGAUACCAAUAUAUUAUGACAUCCCUAUUGGGCACGUGUCAUCGUUACAUCCAUACAAGUUCAACUGGCAAAGUGUAUUAUAUUCCAAAUGAGCUAGGAAAAUUAUAAUUUUAAGCCUUUAAUGCGAACAUUUUACUAGACCUUGCUACUUUCUGUGGAGUUCUUAAAACAUCUGAACAUAUCACGGUAUUGGUUUUCUUUGGGUUGCAAGAAUACAUUGGUUUUAUUUUUCCUCGAAAAAAUAUCAUCUUCCCAAACUUGGCAUUCAACCAGUUUGUUUACUCCAUGGCUGUUUGAAUAUUACAGUAAUGCUGCCUCUACACUUUUUUCAUAACUUCUGUAUGAGGACUGGGCUGGGAAAUACUCGGGGAUAAUAAUACAUUACUCAAGUGCAUCUUUAGGUCUUCUGUGAACUUUGUGAAGAAGAAUAAAGAACUGCAGUCGUACCUCCUCCAGCAUUGUAAUGCAGCUGUGUUACUAGAGAGACUAUACAUGGUGCUUCAGAUUCAGUCUGGUGAGUGUGCGUGGAUACAAUAUGUUUGUUACUACUGGGUGAGUCGUAUUUUACAUUUGUACAGUAGUGGAUCAGUAUUUUGACUGUCUGGAUGUGUGUGUGUACAUGUUUGUUUAUCUGCACUGUGAUGCAUUUACUUUGGUUCAGGUUUUAGGUUUUAAUAAUCUAUAUUUGGUUCAUGUUAAGUUUAUAUCUGAAUGAGGUGUGAUGCCAGAACCUUCAUUGUGGUGUGAUUGCCGCCUCUGGAGGGGCUGCUUUUAAUCCAACGUACACUUCAUAUACACUAUACUUUAGAAAUCCAGCAUCAUGUUUGAGGUGGUGUUGUCUGUAUGAGUUAUCUGUCAUUUCUUUGUCAGUUAUUGAGUUGUACAGCAGCAUAUACACAGAUACAAAAGAUACACUGUAGUGUUUGAAGCAGAUGGGGGAACAGAAUUGGCUUUUUGGCCUCUGUCAACAGUAUACUGUAUGUACAUGUUAAAAAUGGGACUCUUCAUCAAACUUAAUUUGUAAAACAUCCAUCACAUAUAUUUAAGUAAAGUAAUUCUUACAAUUUCCUUUAAAAGACCUUUGCAUGAACUUUAUAAACUACACUUAUCCCAUAUAUGAAUGGAAGACAUUGUGUGAUGUUUUACUUGAAGGCAAUAUAGUUUAUAUUGGCAACCAGCAUUAAUUCAGCAGGGGUGUCAGAACAUUUUAUUAUAUGUCUGCUCACUGUGUUUUUCUUACCGCAGGGCUCUUGGAUCAUUGAAGGUGGGUGAGACGUUUGAGACACAGUAAGAAACUGACAACUGUUUCCUAAGCUGGCUGGCACUGGCCAAGAACCACAGUUUCAACUUAAAACGUUACUGUUCUACUGAGGAAUAGUCACUUGCAUCUUGGAUGGACUGAGGUCCUGGAGCUUAACAGACAUGACCAUGGAGACCGGAGAAUCCUGGAUACAGCAUUUGAUUCCUUUUAUUUUUUACUCAUUUCGAAAUAAAAGGACAAGUCAA
Triplophysa dalaica is the source of this 16208-nucleotide messenger RNA. It is a transcript of the gene sfpq, whose product is annotated as splicing factor proline/glutamine-rich. Gene Ontology annotation, cellular component: nucleus. Gene Ontology annotation, biological process: regulation of DNA-templated transcription. The record is from RefSeq and is a predicted model, not a curated record. Gene Ontology annotation, molecular function: RNA binding. Bases 180 to 1973 code for a protein of 597 amino acids. NCBI's taxonomy places the organism in Eukaryota, Metazoa, Chordata, Actinopteri, Cypriniformes, Nemacheilidae. The transcript is spliced from 12 exons.